ACCGGAUUGAGCCGGCGAGGGGGCUCUCCCGGCCGGGGACUGCGGGAGCAUCCCCCGCCCCCCGCCUCCUCCCCGCCCGUAACCCGAGAGACAGCCUCAACUCUUGGAGGACACUCUCCUGGCAAAGAUGGAAGAAAAACGACGCAAGUACUCGAUCAGCAGUGAUAACUCAGACACCACUGACAGUCACACCACAUCCGCCUCCAGAUGCUCCAAAAUUCCGAAUACCAAAUCCACCUGGUCACGGCAGAAGGAGAAGAAGCCCUCUGAGGUUUUCCGUACGGAUCUGAUAACGGCCAUGAAGAUCCCUGACUCCUUCCAGCUGAGCCCCGACGAGUACUACGUCCUGGCCGAUCCCUGGAGGCAGGAGUGGGAGAAGGGCGUCCAGGUGCCGGCGAGCGCCGAGGCCAUCCCCGAGCCCGUGGUCAGGAUCAUACCCCAGCUGGAGAACUCACCUUCACAGGUUUCACCGAGUAACCUGCCUGGCUCCGAGAUUUCGGAAGCUACGAGGACUUACUUGCAAGGAGUGAGCCGCUAUGACCUGGAUGAGCUCGAUGCUUGCUGGUUGGAGCUUGUUAAUAUGGAGCUCAAGGAGAUGGAAAAGCCCGAGCUGGACGAGAUCACCCUGGAGCGAGUGCUGGAGGAGCUGGAGACCAUGUGCUACGAGAACAUGAACAUCGCCAUCGAAACGGAGGAGGGCUUGGGCAUCGAGUAUGACGAGGACGUGGUGUGCGACGUCUGCCGCUCGCCGGAGGGGGAGGACGGCAACGAGAUGGUGUUCUGCGACAAGUGCAACGUCUGCGUGCACCAGGCGUGCUACGGCAUCCUGAAGGUCCCCAUCGGGAGCUGGCUGUGCCGGACCUGCGCCCUCGGGGUUCAGCCAAAGUGUCUACUGUGCCCAAAGAGAGGGGGAGCGCUGAAGCCCACCCGGAGCGGGACGAAAUGGGUCCACGUUAGCUGUGCCUUAUGGAUACCUGAAGUUAGCAUUGGAUGUCCUGAAAAAAUGGAACCCAUUACAAAGAUCUCACAUAUCCCAGCAAGCAGAUGGGCUUUGUCCUGCAGCCUCUGCAAGGAGUGCACUGGGACGUGUAUUCAGUGCUCCAUGCCCGCCUGCGUCACCGCGUUCCACGUCACCUGCGCCUUCGACCACAACCUCGACAUGCGGACUAUUCUAGCAGACAACGACGAAGUGAAGUUCAAGUCCUUCUGCCUUGAGCACAGCACCGGUGCCACCAAGCUGCCCGAGGAGGCACGGACAGAGCCCGACCAAGCCCAGCUGGACUUGGAGAAAGUCACGCUGCGGAAGCAAAAGCUCCAGCAGCUGGAGGAGGACUUCUAUGAACUCGUGAAGCCUUCGGAGGUGGCGGAGAACCUUGACUUAAGUGAAUCACUGGUGGAUUUUGUCUACCAGUACUGGAAGCUGAAGAGGAAAGCAAAUUCCAACAAACCACUGCUGACACCAAAAACGGAUGAAGUGGACAACUUGGCCCAGCAAGAACAGGACGUUCUCUACCGACGCUUAAAGCUCUUCAUGCACCUCAGGCAAGACCUGGAGAGGGUUAGAAAUCUCUGUUACAUGGUGACGAGACGGGAGAAAAUGAAACACACCAUUUGUAAACUCCAGGAGCAGAUCUUCCAUCUCCAGAUGAAGCUUAUUGAGAAAGAUCUUUACCCAGAACAAACUGGGAAGAAGACAAAGGGUAAGAAAAGUGACCCGAGAAGGAAAGGAAGAGAUGGUAGAAAAAAUAGUCCUGAGAAGAAAGAGAAAAGGAAAUCAGUCAACGAAACUGUAUUGGGACAACUGGGCUUGUCAACCUCCUUCCCCAUCGACGGGACCUUCUUCAACAGCUGGUUGGCGCAGUCGGUCCAGAUCACCGCCGAGAACAUGGCGAUGAGCGAGUGGUCCCUCAACAACGCCCACCACGAGGACAGCACCCCCGGCCUCUCCGAGGAGCUCCUCCAGGACGAGGAGACCUUGCUGAGCUUCAUGAUGGACCAUUCCCUCAGGUCCCCGUUCAAGCAGAGCGAGGCCACAAAGAAAGUGAAAAGCAAAACGAGAACGAACACUAAGAAAAAGCUGCCCAGGAGCAGCCCCCCCGCCGUGGGUGGGAGUCACCCGGAGAGCUCGGAGCCCUGGACUAACAACGCCAGCGACUUGUCGGAUGAUGCCGCCAAGCCCUUCGCUCCAGAUUCCAGACCGAGCAAGUCGGAGAAAGGGGCGGCGAAGCUUCCCGCCGACCGCAAAGGGACGGGCGAGGCGAAAAAGGCGGCCAGGAAGGGCUCUCUCCCGAAAGCCGGCGAGCCUCACCCCCCGGCCGGGGCGAGGGGCUGCGUCAGCAAGGAGGAGGAGGAGGAGACGCCGCGCUGCGCUCAGCCAGAGCCCAGCCCCGCGGCCAAAGUGCCUGACUCCGUAGGUAGCCCCAAAACCGUCGUGCGGUUCAAAUUACCAAAGGAGAGCCGAGGGACUCGGAGGUCGCAGCCCCCCAAGCCCGACGGCGCCGGCGGAGCUCCCUUGCGUCGUUUCGACGCCGAGACGGACGGCUACUUCUCCGAUGCAGAGAUGAGCGACUCGGACGGGGAGUCCCGUGGCGGCAGGGCGCAGCGGGGCCAGCUGGAUGCGGCCAGCGAGGACAUCGUCAGGAUGAGCAUCCUGGCAUCCUAACUCCUCCCGACCACGCCGGCUCGACGAGGCCUCAACCCAGUUACAACUGCCAUGUCCAAUUUCUGCCUGGUAUCAUAGCAAGGGGGAUUUUUAAUAUGUGUAUAUAGUUGGAAAUUCGGCACUGUUGUCUUUCUCUUCUCUAUACGCCUGAGAUACAGCUUCAGCUUCACCGACAUCGAUGACCGUGACAGUCGUGGUCCCUCCCCGGCUCCCUGCCAGACCCCACUUCCCGGGAACGCGAGCCGGCGCCCGGCGGGACCGAUGCCGAGGGUGCCGAGAGGGCGGAGGGUGCCGGUACCCGUGCAUUCUGCAGGGAUGACAGUUUAAUUAAUGGGCAUUAUUUAAU
Molecule: messenger RNA, 3008 nt
Organism: Gymnogyps californianus (California condor)
Lineage: Eukaryota; Metazoa; Chordata; Aves; Accipitriformes; Cathartidae
Gene: JADE2
Product: jade family PHD finger 2
Exons: 12
Coding region: 128-2662 (844 amino acids)
Biological process (GO): regulation of transcription by RNA polymerase II
Cellular component (GO): histone acetyltransferase complex
Source: RefSeq, a predicted model, not a curated record